CAGUCUUUGUUUAGACAUUCCAUCGUCAAUGCCGAAUAAUAUUUUUAGACCUUAAUUUUAUAAUUUUCAACUCGAGUAUUACAUUGACCGGUUAUGCUAAUCAAGUAUUUCUUAGAUAUUAUGAAAUUCUAAAUAUGGUUUUUUUAAAUAUAUAAGAGUUUGUAGAGGAAGUUAAAAGUCUUUAAUUGUCGGCAAUAAAGUCAGUGAUGAGGAUCGCGUGAAAUAAGUGAGUGACUUAUUUUUAAGUACAGAUAAAAGUAAAUCAUUGAGCUGACAGUCGGCUCGAGGAUUGCAGACAUGGAAAAAAUUACAGUGAAACAGUUGAUAAGAAAUCCUAUUGAGAAGGCUAAUCUCAUCAGCCGUUUAUUUUUUUGGUGGACUAUUACAUUAUUUAAGAAAGGAGCCCGAGAUGGAAUUACGGCAGAUGAUCUUUACACUCCGUUAGCUUCUGAUAAAUCGGAGACACUGACAGACAAUUUGGAACGAGAAUGGAAUAAGGAAUUGAAGAAACUGGAAAACAAUGAUAGUAAUGACAAAAAAAAUGAUGAACUUAGUAGUAACCAAUCUAAACCAAGUUUACUACGAGCGAUUCUCAGGUCAUUUGGUCUGCAACUUUUAAUAUUUGGUAUAUUUCAAAUGAUACUAAAUGUUAUUUUGUUUAACUUACAACCAAUAAUUCAAAACUGGAUAAUACAGUAUUUCGAUGUUAAUAAUAAUAAUUCAACAACUAAAAAUUCAGCACUCGGUUAUGCUGGUGCACUGACCAGUGUUGCGCUGUUACUGACAUUUACAAUGCAUCAACUUAAUUACUAUAGUCUUAUAAUAGGAAUGAGAUUCCGAGUUGCCUGCUGCUCGUUGAUUUAUCGAAAAAGUUUGAAAUUAAGUAAACCUGCAUUGGAUAAAACUCCAGCUGGUCAGGUGAUAAAUCUUCUUAGUAAUGAUGUCAGCCGUUUCGAUUUGCUUCCAUUGUUUAUCAAUUUUCUUUGGAUAACGCCCCUCCAAAUUUUUGUGGUCGGAUAUAUAAUUUGGCGUAAUAUUGGAAUUUAUACACUCGUUGGGUAUGGAGUGUUGUUCAUAAUAACAAUUCCAAUGCAAAGCUAUGUUGGAAAAAUCACUGGAAAGCUUAGAAAUUUAACGGCCAAAUUGACUGAUAGACGUGUCCAACUAAUGAGUGAAUUGAUUGCUGGUAUUCAGGUAGUCAAAAUGUAUGCGUGGGAAAAACCUUUCAACAAAAUUGUCACACUAACUCGGCUGAAUGAAAUAAAACAAAUACACCGUUCGAAUAAUGUAAGGGGGAUGUAUUCAAUUUUAUCGGGAAUUAGUCAGAAGAUAAUGGUUUUUGCAACGCUGGUGACAUUUAUGUAUGAUGGGAAUUUGUUAGAUCCGCGGGUUACGUUUCAAAUUGCUGUUUAUUACAAUAAUCUCCAAAUACAUAUGGCGCUUUGUUAUCCGAUGGCGAUAAUUAUACUAAUUCAAUCAAUUGUCGCUAUUAAGAGGAUUCAGGAAUUCUUGCUGCUUGAAGAAGUUACUGAGAGUACGAAAGCUUGUUUAGAUGUCAAUGGGUCUAAGAUGUCGGAAGUUGAUGUUGAGAAAGAGAAAAAAUCCAUUCCUGAAGCAGUAGUUGUUGAACUGAAUAAGGUUUCAGCCAAUUGGAAAUUUGGGCAGUUACCUCCGACACUUUGUGACGUGACGCUGAAGAUCAACGGCGGAGAACUUUGUACUCUUGUAGGUCCAGUUGGUUCGGGAAAAAGUUCUUUGCUUAAUUUGCUGCUGCAGGAGCUGCCAGUUGGUGCGGGAACAGUUGGGCUCUUUCAGUUCCCUCGUGGAGAGUCAGCUGAUGCCAGAUCUAAAUCUGGAUUUAUACAGGACAAUCCAGAGAUGAAAAUAUCGUAUGCAAGUCAAGAUCCGUGGCUAUUUACGGGAACUGUGAGAGAGAAUAUCCUCUUUGGGCUGGAUUAUGACAAAACGCGUUAUGAAGAAGUAACGAAAGUUUGUUCAUUACUGCGAGACUUUAAACAACUGCCCAAUGGUGACAUGACAAUCGUUGGAGAACGCGGAGCUUCACUGUCUGGUGGUCAACGAGCGAGAGUAAAUUUGGCCAGGGCAAUUUACAGACCAGCAGACUUAUACCUACUAGAUGAUCCCCUCAGUGCCGUAGAUGCGCGUGUCGCUCGACGUCUCUUCCAGGAUUGCAUUCUUGGCUAUUUGAAAGGCAAAACACGGAUUCUCGUUACUCAUCAGCUAAAUUAUCUCAAACAAGCUGACACUAUUGUCGAGCUGGAACGCGGAACUAUAAAGCAUCAUGGAACUUUUGAUGCUUUGGCUGAGUCUAAUUCGGAAUUCAUAAAUAUGCUCAACAGUUUGAAUACUGAUAAAAAGAACGCAACUGAAGAAGUGGACGUUAUUCCAAGUGCCCAAAAAAAGAGUCCUUUCAUUCGAGAGGCCAGAAGAGAGUCUCAAGUUUCUAUUCGAUCUCAAGACAGUCACCGAUCUACUGCAAUUGAAAAGUAUGAAGACGCUGAUUCAAAAAAUGAAAUUCCCGAUGAAGUUUUAGGCACAGGGUUCAUUUCCAAAGAGGUUUACUUUCGUUAUUUUCGAGAAGGUGGUGGAAUCAUUGGCGUCAUUCUGCUUGUCGUAAUAUUUAUUGUAACCCAAGCUGCGUCUAUUGGUGUCGACCAGUGGAUGACUUACUGGACUGCAUUGGAAACAUUCAGGCCUUGCAUUCAUGCCACGGGCAGUGUAUGCCACAACUUUGGGGAUGAAUCAAAGGCCUUCGUGAAUAACACAGUAUUCUCUAAGUUUCUCGACAGUGACGGGCUGCUGCCUGCCGCAACUGCGAUCUACAUUUAUGUGGCACUGCUGAUCGUUUUCAUUGUGCUAUCGAUAUUAAGGUGCCACUGUCUUAUAUUCAUUGGGAUGAGAGCAGCACGAAAGCUCCAUAAUCUAAUGUUCACUAAUAUUCUCCAAGCGACCAUGUACUUCUUCAAUACAAACCCUUCUGGUAGACUAUUGAACAGAUUCUCGAAAGACGUUGGCGCAAUGGAUGAAUUGCUUCUGCCAUUUAUGCUUCAAGCCUUUCUGAUACUUUUUGAUUGUGUUGGCACUAUCAUCAAUAUCAUUAUUGUCAAUCCCUGGAUGAUCAUUCUUACUGUGAUUGCGGGUUUCGUGUUUUAUUUAGUGACUGUUUACUACCUGAUCACUGCUCAGGAUGCCAAGCGAUUGGAGGGAACAACAAAGAGUCCUGUGUACACACAUGUCAAUACAACGUUGAAUGGCUUGUCGACAAUCCGCAGUCGGGGUAAAGAUGUCGAAGUUAUGUUACGCAAUAAGUUCGAUGAAUACCAAGAUAUUAAUUCCGGAGCAUGGUAUUUAUUGAUAGGAACUGGAUCAGCGUAUGGUUUUAGUAUCGACUUGAUUACUAGUAUUUUUAUUGCUAUUUUAAGUUUUUCAUUGAUCCUGAUCGACCCUGAGAACACUUUUGGAGCGUCAGUUGGCUUAGCGAUAUCUCAGUCAUUAUCAUUGACGGGUAUGCUACAAUAUGGAGUAAAGCAAGCUACGGAAGUACAAUCGCAAAUGACGGCAGUUGAAAGAAUUAUUCAGUAUACUGAUCUACCAAAAGAGGGUCCAAUAGAGUCGUCGAAGCCGUUGCCAACAAACUGGCCGUCAAAAGGACGGAUGCAGUGGAAAAAUGUGUACCUCUCUUACAAAGAAGGUGAUCCUCCUGUUUUGAAGAAUAUUGACCUGAUGAUAGAGCCGGGCUGGAAAGUGGGAGUUGUCGGAAGAACUGGUGCUGGAAAGUCUUCAUUGAUAUCAGCCCUCUUCCGACUUGUAGAUGAUGGACUCCAGGGGCAAAUAAUAAUUGAUGACAUUGACACGAAAACUAUUGGUCUUCAAGACUUACGAGCAAGUAUAUCGAUUAUUCCACAAGAGCCUGUUUUAUUUUCUGAAACUUUGCGGUAUAAUCUCGAUCCCUUCGACAAGUACACCGACAAAGACAUUUGGGAUGCUUUGAGAGAAGUUGAAUUGAGUGAUUUGGCCCUCGAUCAAUGGGUCACCGAGGGUGGAACCAAUUUCAGUGUCGGUCAACGUCAACUUAUUUGUCUCGCCCGAGCUCUGUUAAGAAACAAUCGUAUUCUUGUUCUCGAUGAAGCCACCGCCAAUAUCGAUUCUCAAACUGAUGCAUUAAUUCAGCGAGCAAUUCGGUCUAAAUUCGCAGACUGCACCGUUAUAACAAUAGCUCACCGAUUAAAUACGAUCAUAAACAGCGACAGAGUUCUAGUUAUGGACGAUGGUUCCGUUGCGGAGUUCGACACCCCCUACGAACUACUGUUGAAAAAACCAGAUAGUAUAUUCGCUAAAAUGGUUCAACAAACCGGACCAACAAUGGCUGCCAAAAUAAUCAAUGAAGUGAUAGGAUUACAUCAAAAAGAACCAUCCCAAUUUAGGGAUACCCAUUCCCCGGAUAACAAUACUUCUACAAAUGAUUCCUCGUCUAUUACAAGAUUUUAGUAAAAUCAAUAAACUAGUGAAUCACUCACUACCUCAUGGCCAUCAUUUCCCUUAGGUAUUUUACAAAACAAAGAAUGAGGAAACAUAUUUUUUAAUCAAUAAAUAUUCCCCUGCCAAAAAUACUCAUAUUUUUUAUAAGUGUAAGUUUUAUUAAUAUAAAAAAAUAAUAAAUGUCAGUAUUCUGUAAAUUUUCAAGUAAAAGUAAUACAAGAUAUGAUUUAAUAAUAAAGUUAUUUGCAUCAUGCGUGAAAUAACUGCAACAUGUAUAGAUAUAUAAUAAACACAACUUUCUUUUAACUUUCUCGUGAUUCAACAUCGUCAUGUAUACUUACAUAUAUUAUUACCCAUUCAACAGUUUCCUCUGUGC
Molecule: messenger RNA, 4876 nt
Organism: Microplitis mediator
Lineage: Eukaryota; Metazoa; Arthropoda; Insecta; Hymenoptera; Braconidae
Product: ATP-binding cassette sub-family C member 4-like
Exons: 15
Coding region: 298-4509 (1403 amino acids)
Biological process (GO): transmembrane transport
Cellular component (GO): membrane
Molecular function (GO): ATP binding; ABC-type transporter activity; ATP hydrolysis activity
Source: RefSeq, a predicted model, not a curated record